AAACUUUAGUAAGGUCUCAUGUUUGGGUGUGUCAAUCGUGACGUUUUGAUUUGUUUUCCUUUUUCCCGUGGUUUGGUUUGUUUUGUGUGUUUGUAGUUCUUGCAUAUUUUCCUUGUAUUGUGUGUCCUUUUAUCCCACACAAUGUGGCCAAGGAUUGUGGCCACUGUGGGUCUCCUAGCUGUGGCAUCGGCCCAGCUGCGAGACUUUCGAAAAUUCCAAGAUCGUCCGGUGAAUGUGAGUCAAUCCGGAUGGUUUGAGACGCGCCCCGCCCUUAACUUUGGCAAUCAACUUGAUGGACUAAAACCCGAGGAUCUCUGUCCACAGCAUUGGAUUGCAUUUCGUUCUUCGUGCAUGCGUUUUAUUGGGAGCCCCAAACGGUCAUGGCAUGAUGCAAAGAAAAUAUGUCAGGCCUAUGGGGCUGAUUUAGUGCACGUGGAUAGUCUUGAGAAGCACAGCUUUAUUCUUCACUAUCUCAUUAGGCAUGAUCAGAGGCAGAACAGAUAUUUCAUAUCAGCACGCCAAACAAGUCCAUCGACGUGGGUAAAUGAUGAUAAUACAGCAUUUGUGGCACCUGAAGAAGGACUAUCGCUUGACGAAAAGGACCUACGUACACGUGAGGAGUUGGAAGCAAGUGGGAGCCUGGGACAUUUGAGCUAUGCACAAAUAGAGCGACUUCUAACACCACGUGACCCAUUGGCACCCCUUCAUCAAAUCCCCCGCGAUAGGCUUGUUUAUGGCUUUUCACCAUCGCACGAUCGUUGGCUCUUCAUUCCGUCGUAUGAUUUUGAGCAAAAUCUCUUCAUUUGCGAAUCACGUGAACUCUUUGGGACACGCAAUGCCAACACCCUCGCCGAGGAUAGACGUACCAUUGAGUACGGAGUGCAGGUUGUGGAUGAAGAAAGACUCCCACAGGGUCCCAAGUUUGUCCUGCAACCACGUGACACGACAUUCGAUACGGGCAAACGUAAAAUUGCUAAUUGGGUGCAACUUGAAUGUUUGGCUGAAGGAUAUCCCGCACCAACGUACACAUGGUUCAAGGAAGUUUAUGAGAGUGAUCGAUUAGCAUUUAAGCAUGUUAGUGCACUCUCAGAUCGUCGCAUCACAACAGCUGGUGGGAAUCUUGUGAUAACAGAACCAGAGCAGCAUAUGGAUCAGGGAACAUAUCAUUGUGUAGCUGAAAAUAAAUUCGGACGUAUCUUAUCGGAUAGUGUGCAACUCAACUUUGGCUACAUUAUGGAAUUCAACCUAAAACGUAGCCCUGAGAGUGGUGACAUGAAUUGGGGCAAAUCCCUCUUUUGUGAUCCACCGCAACACUAUCCGGGGGUUAAGUACUACUGGUCACGGGAUUUCUUCCCAAAUUUCGUUGAAGAGGACGAAAGGCGAUUCGUCAGCUACGAUGGUGCCUUGUAUUUUUCAGCUCUUGAAACUAUUGAUCGUGCUGACUACUCGUGCACCGUACAGAGUUUAGUUAGUGACACCGGACGCAAUGGACCAUUCUUUCCGCUAAGGGUUAAACCACAUCCUAACUACCAGGAGCUCCUUUUUGCAAAUACAUUCCCCAAGGUAUUCCCAGAGGCUCCAAUAGCCGGACAAGAAGUACGCCUAGAGUGCAUGGCAUUUGGUUAUCCUGUGCCAUCAUUCAAUUGGACACGCCGCGAUGGGAAUCUCCCGCGACAUGCCUACCUUUUGAGUUACAAUCGUGUUAUGAUUAUACCAAAUGCUACUAUAAAUGAUAGUGGAGAGUACACAUGUACAGUGGCAAAUGAUCGAAAGAGCACAUCAAAAAGUAUUCGUAUUAGCAUACAAAUGGCACCCAAUUUUACCAUUCCCCUCGUUGAUAAAAUUCGCGAUCUCAACACUGAUGUAUCCUUCGUGUGCGAAGCAUCCGCCAUUCCCGAUGCAAAUUACACAUGGUACAAAAAUGCCGAAUUACUCGAACAAGCACUACUGCCGCGUGAUAAAUUUAUAAUACAGGAUAAUGUGUUAACAAUAAAAUUCCUUGAUCCGAAUAAAGAUGAUGGGAUGUACCAAUGUCGGGCACAAAAUCAAAUAAAGGCCGUGUACUCCUCAGCACAGUUGAGGGUGUUAUCGUUGAAGCCAACAUUCAAGAAGCGCCCACUUGAAGCUGAAAUUUAUGCCAUAGCUUCGGGGAAUACGACAAUUACGUGCGAACCCGAAGCAGCUCCGCAGCCAACAUUUCAGUGGAAGAAGGAUGGUAUUGUGAUUGGGAGUGGUGGGCAUCGACGUAUCUUGGCUACGGGGGCGCUUGUUAUAUCACCCACAUCGCGCGAUGAUGAAGGUGUCUACACGUGUACAGCAACUAAUUCCUAUGGAACAGCUGAAAGUCAUGCGAGAUUGAUUGUACUACAGGAAUUGAGAUUCCGCACACCUCUACCAACGCGACAAGUUCUCCAAGCAGGUGAACUCCUUUUCUUACACUGUGACGUUGACCAUGAUGCCCUAUUGGAUGUAACAUUUUCAUGGCGUCGCAAUGGAGCUCUCCUACCGGAGGAUCCAAAUGAUCGAAGAAUUCUUGUAAAUAGAAAUAGUUUGGAAGUCCAUAAUGCAAGUCUCUUGGAUUCCGGAGAGUAUGAAUGUCUUGCCAUGGCAGCCUUGCAUCGUGUCUCAUCACGUGCUGAAAUAACCGUUCAAGGACCACCUGGUGCUCCGGGUGGUGUAAAAGUGAUUGACAUCAAAAAGACAUCUGCAGUUCUGGAAUGGAUCGAUGGCCCUGACAAUGGACGUCCAGUGAUCUUCUACAGUGUCUGGGCACGAACAACGUGGAAUCGUACGUGGAUCCCGGUAUCUGAGGGUGUUCAAGCACGUGAAUUUGAUCGGUAUACAGGUAGAAAACGUGCCGAAGUAGUUGGACUCACCCCAUGGUCAGGAUAUGAAUUUCAAGUACGUGCAGUGAAUGAUGUUGGCAUGGGACCACCAUCACCACCCUCACCCCUUUAUAGUACACUCAAUGACAUUCCCUAUGAGGCACCGAGUAAAGUGGGGGGUGGUGGUGGGAAAAUUGGUGAUUUGGUCAUCACGUGGAAACCCCUGCCGCCGGAGAAGCAAAACAGCAAUGGAAUUUACUACAAAGUCUCGUGGCGAUUGCAUGGGAAAGGUGGUGCUACGGAGUGGGCAACAAAGAUUAUUGGUGCAACUGAAGCUGGGAGAGCAGUAGUACCCGUACCAUUGGACAACUACUACACGCAAUACGAUGUGAAGGUGCAGGCAUUCAAUGAUCAAGGUGCCGGACCCGAAAGUUCCGUUGAGACAAUUUACUCAGCUGAGGAUAUGCCACAAGUGGCACCACAGCGUACCUAUGCACGUGGUUACAAUUCAACAGCACUCAACAUUACAUGGGCACCUGUGGAGUUGACACGCGAAAAGAUUCGUGGUAGACUAAUUGGGCAUAGGCUCAAGUAUUGGAAGAGCAAUCAUGCCGAGGAGAAUGCUGUUUACUAUCUAUCACGCACAACACGCCCGUGGGCCCUUAUUGUGGGUCUUGAACCUGAUACCUACUACUACACAAAGGUUAUGGUGUACAAUGCAGCUGGAGAGGGUCCCGAAAGUGAAAGAUAUCUCGAACGAACGUACAGAAAAGCACCGCAGAAACCACCAUCAAGUGUUUCUUUUACUGCCGUCAAUCCAUCAACGGUGCGUGUUACGUGGAGAUAUGUAACACCAAGUCAAGAGGAAGAACCCAUUGAGGGCUACAAAGUGCGCGUAUGGGAAUCAGAUCAGGAUAUGUCAACUGCCAAUGAUACCAUUAUACCCAUUGGGCGAAAACUUGAGGCAUACAUUGAUAGUUUAGCACCCGGAAAGGCAUACAAGAUGCGCGUUUUGGCAUUCAGUAAUGGUGGUGAUGGACGCAUGAGUAGCCCAACGCUUAACUUCCAAAUGGGACGCACGCGACAACGUAAUGCAGCCACAACAACCCAUCAUCAUGUAAAUUAUGUAGCCCUUCUCUGCUUAGCAGUAGCCAUUAGAUGGCUCCACUAGGAGUUGUCGCGUUCGUAAUUUCUUUUUUAAUUUUUACAAAUAUCUUCGUAUCACAAUUCCGUCCAUAUUGGCCUGCACUUUAGAGUGGGGAGGCAUGAAACAAUUAAAGUAUAUUAAUAUAAAAAAUAAUUGGGCAACUCAGGAAUCUCCAUAUUGCACGUAUUGUGCGUUUUAAGUAGCCCACUCCGUCUCACGGCAGACCAGCCUUAUUUUUUUUGUCUUUUUUUCUUCUUAUUCAGAAAGCGACACUUUUUGUCGGAUUGUAUUUUUUAUAUAUUAACAAACAAAAUGUACUUUAGGUAGAAAAGACAAAAAGAAAAAUAAUAAAAUCUCUCUGUACAAAACGAAAUUAUUG
Messenger RNA from Lutzomyia longipalpis, 4351 nucleotides. RefSeq names its product contactin (gene Cont). Gene Ontology annotation, biological process: cell-cell adhesion; axon guidance. The transcript has 7 exons. Lineage: Eukaryota; Metazoa; Arthropoda; Insecta; Diptera; Psychodidae. Bases 142 to 3996 code for a protein of 1284 amino acids. Gene Ontology annotation, cellular component: plasma membrane; axon. Gene Ontology annotation, molecular function: protein binding. The record is from RefSeq and is a predicted model, not a curated record.